CAGACCUGCGGGGUUGAAUGGGCUCAAGGCCACGGAUCCAAGACAAGGGCUUCCGGGGCCGCAACUCGCAUCUUGGGGAACAUUCUGCACUACCGCGCUGGACCUAGCUCCGGACGCUGAGGGGAGGGCGGCCACGGUGACCCUCUUUGGCCUGGGCACAGCUGUCUGACGGACAAAGCAAGCCAAGAGUACAGCCAUGUUUUCUGAACAGGCAGCUCAGAGGCCCCACACUUUGCUGUCUCCACCAACAGUCAACAAUGCCACCUUUGCCCGGGUGCCUGUGGCAACUUACACCAACUCCUCACAACCCUUCAGGUUGGGGGAGAGAAGUUUUAGUCGACAGUACGCCCAUAUUUAUGCCACUCGCCUCAUCCAGAUGCGACCCUUCUUGGUGAACCGGGCCCUGCAGCAUUGGGGCAGUGAAGUUGAAGUAAAGAAGCUGUGUGAGCUGCAGCAUGGGGAGAAGUGCUGUGUAGUGGGCACUCUGUUCAAGGCCAUGCCACUCCAGCCUUCCAUCCUGCGUGAGAUCAGUGAAGAGCACAACCUGCUCCCCCAGCCUCCUCGAAGCAAAUACAUCCACCCAGAUGAUGAGCUGGUCUUGGAAGAUGAAUUGCAGCGUAUCAAACUGAAAGGCACCAUUGAUGUGUCAAAAUUGGUCACAGGAACAGUCCUGGCAGUUUUUGGUUCCGUGAGAGAUGAUGGAAAGUUUCUGGUAGAGGACCACUGCUUUGCUGACCUUGCUCCACAGAAGCCUGCACCCCCUCUUGACACAGACAGGUUUGUGUUGCUCGUGUCUGGGCUGGGCCUGGGUGGAGGCGGUGGCGAGAGCCUGCUGGGGACUCAACUGCUGGUAGAUGUGGUGACGGGGCAGCUCGGGGAUGAAGGAGAACAGUGCAGUGCUGCCCACGUCUCCCGGGUUAUUCUUGCCGGCAACCUCCUCAGCCACAGCACCCAAAGCAGAGAUUCUAUCAACAAGGCCAAGUAUCUCACCAAGAAAACCCAGGCAGCCAGUGUGGAAGCAGUCAAGAUGCUGGAUGAGAUCCUCCUGCAGUUGAGUGCCUCGGUGCCUGUGGACGUGAUGCCAGGUGAAUUUGAUCCAACCAACUAUACGCUCCCCCAGCAGCCCCUGCACCACUGCAUGUUCCCACUGGCCACUGCCUACUCCACACUGCAGCUGGUCACCAACCCCUACCAGGCCACCAUCGAUGGAGUCAGGUUCCUGGGGACAUCAGGACAGAAUGUGAAUGACAUUUUCCGAUACAGCAGUAUGGAAGACCAUUUGGAGAUUCUGGAGUGGACUCUGCGAGUCCGUCACAUCAGCCCCACAGCUCCUGACACCCUAGGUUGUUACCCCUUCUACAAAACUGACCCAUUCAUCUUUCUGGAAUGCCCUCAUGUCUACUUUUGCGGGAACACUCCCAGUUUUGGCUCCAAAAUCAUCCGAGGCCCUGAGGAUCAGAUGGUGCUGUUGGUGGCCGUUCCUGACUUCAGUGCCACCCAGACUGCCUGCCUGGUGAACCUGCGUAGCUUGGCUUGCCAACCUAUCAGCUUUGCUGGUUUUGGAGCAGAGGAUGAUGACCUUGGAGGCCUGGGGUUGGGCCCCUGAUUUAGAGAGGCAGCUGGACCAGGCCAUUUGCCUUUGCAAUAUAAGCCUUGUAAAUAAAGCAUUUAUGUUUACUUGUCUGA
Messenger RNA from Ictidomys tridecemlineatus (thirteen-lined ground squirrel), 1686 nucleotides. It is a transcript of the gene Pold2, whose product is annotated as DNA polymerase delta 2, accessory subunit. NCBI's taxonomy places the organism in Eukaryota, Metazoa, Chordata, Mammalia, Rodentia, Sciuridae. Gene Ontology annotation, biological process: DNA strand elongation involved in DNA replication; DNA replication. Gene Ontology annotation, cellular component: delta DNA polymerase complex. Gene Ontology annotation, molecular function: DNA binding. The record is from RefSeq and is a predicted model, not a curated record.